AUAAAAGCGUUGCUCACUCGACAGUUGGAUAUCACAGUUCAGUCUGCCCUCCAGCUAAUCACAGCCAGCCAACCAUCCUUAAUCCAAGCAAAAUGUUCGCCAAGAUUGUGCUCGUUGCCCUCUGCGUGGCCUCUGCUCAGGCUGGUCUCCUGCCCUUCCAUGCUCCUGCUCCUCUAGCUGCUCCUCUGGGAACCCCCUUCGCUGCUCCUCUGGCUGCUCCUCUGGCUGCUCCUGUGGCUGCUCCUGUGGCCACUGCUGGAGUGGUGGCUCCCUAUGCCUCCAGCUUCAAUGCCCACCGCAUCAACCAUGCUGUGGCCUAUCCAGUGGCUCCUGCUCCCGCUCCAGUUGCCUUUGCCGCUCCCGUUCCCGCUCCUCUGCCCGUUCCCGUGGCUGCUCCUGCUCCAGUGGCCUUUGCUGCUCCUGCUCCUGCUCCCGCUCCUGUGGCCUUUGCUGGCCCCCUUCCCGUUCCCGCUCCUCUGCCAGUGGCUGCUCCUGCUCCUGUGGCCUUUGCCGCCCCCGCCAAGGUUGGAUUCGGUCUGCCCGCCUACGCCGCUGCCCCCGCUCCUCUCGGAUUCGCCCCUGCUCCGGCGCCAGUGGCCUUCGCCGCCCCCGCCAAGUUUGGAUUCGGACCCUUUGCUGCCCCCCUGGCUGCUCCGGUGCCAGCGCCUCUGGCUGUGGCCCCCAAGUUCGCCCCCGCCCCCUACUUCUUCUAAGGAUCUAAGGCUCACCGGAUCACCCAGCUCACUCCCAUCCGUCCUAUUAGCUUGUAGAACUUAGCCCAAAUCUUCAUACCUAGAGAGCAGCAAUGCUUGGCGAAUAAAAAAUUAAAUCAUUAAUCAAUAUUA
Messenger RNA from Drosophila elegans, 845 nucleotides. RefSeq names its product skin secretory protein xP2. The transcript is spliced from 2 exons. NCBI's taxonomy places the organism in Eukaryota, Metazoa, Arthropoda, Insecta, Diptera, Drosophilidae. The record is from RefSeq and is a predicted model, not a curated record. The coding region runs from base 93 to 713 and encodes 206 amino acids.